This is a messenger RNA of Salvelinus fontinalis (brook trout), 1644 nucleotides long. RefSeq lists its product as uncharacterized. NCBI's taxonomy places the organism in Eukaryota, Metazoa, Chordata, Actinopteri, Salmoniformes, Salmonidae. The record is from RefSeq and is a predicted model, not a curated record. The coding region runs from base 1 to 1644 and encodes 547 amino acids. The transcript has 2 exons.
AUGGGGGAACAAUGCAUCCAGUGCCAGCCCAAACCACAUGGCAGUGCCAGGCCCCGUCCAGCAUCAGCACAGCCAGAGUCUGCCACUUCGCCCCCAUCUAUGCACUGCCUUCCCUCUCACCCCCACUUCACCCUCCUCUCUGCACUGCCCCAACCCCUCUCCCUUCCACUUCGCCCUCUAUGCACCGCCCCCACCACUCUCCCCCCACUUCGCCCUCCUCUCCGCACCGCCCCCACCCCUCUCCCCCCACUUCGCACUGCCCCCACCUCUCUGCACCGCCCCCACCGCCCCACUUCGCCCUCCUCUCUGCACCGCCCCCACCCCUCCUCUCCGCACCACCCCCUACUUCGCCCUCCUCUCCGCACCGCCCCCACCCCUCUCCCCCCCACUUCGCCCCACUUCGCCCUCCUCUCUGCACCGCCCCCACCCCUCCUCUCCGCACCACCCCCUACUUCGCCCUCCUCUCCGCACCGCCCCCACCCCUCUCCCCCCCACUUCGCCCUCAACCCUCUCCCCCCCACUUCGCCCUCCUCUCUGUACCGCCCACAACCCUCUCCCCCCCACUUCGCCCUCCUCUAUGCACCGCCCCCACCCCUCUCCCCCCACUUCGCACUGCCCCCACCUCUGCACCGCCCCCACCGCCCCACUUCGCCCUCCUCUCUGCACCGCCCCCACCCCUCCUCUCCGCACCACCCCCUACUUCGCCCUCGUCUCCGCACCGCCCCCACCCCUCUCCCCCCACUUCGCACUGCCCCCACCUCUCUGCACCGCCCCCACCGCCCCACUUCGCCCUCCUCUCUGCACCGCCCCCACCCCUCCUCUCCGCACCACCCCCUACUUCGCCCUCCUCUCCGCACCGCCCCCACCCCUCUCCCCCCCACUUCGCCCUCCUCUCUGCACCGCCCCCACCCCUCUCCCCCCCACUUCGCCCUCCUCUCUGCACCACCCCCACCCCUCUCCCCCCCUUCGCCCCCCUCUCUGCACCACUCCCACCCCCUUACUUCGCCCUCCGCACCGCACCGCCCCCACACCUCCACUUCGCCCUCCUCUCCGCACCGCCCUCACUUCGCCCUCUGCACCGCCCCCACCCUCUCUGCACCGCCCCCACUUCGUCCUCCUCUCUGCACCGCCCCCACUUCUCUGCACCGCUCCCACUCCACCUCCUCUUCCCUCUCUGCACCGCCCCCACCUCUCUGUACCGCCCCAUCCCGCCAUUUCGCCCUCCUCUCUGCACCGUCCCCACCCCCCCACUUCUCCCUCCUCUCUGCACCGCCCCCACCCCUCUCCCCCCCUUCGCCCUCCUCUCUGCACCACCCCCACCCCCUUACUUCGCCCUCCUCUCUGCACCGCCCGCAGCCCCCCCCCUCUCCGCACCGCCCCCACCCCUUCACUUCGCAAUCCUCUGUGCACCACCCCCCUUACUUCGCCCUCCGCACCGCCCCCACACCACCACUUCGCCCUCCUCUCCACACCGACCCACCAAUCCACUUCGCCCUCUGCACCGCCCCCACCCUCUCUGCACCGCCCCCACUUCUCUGCACCGCUCCCACUCCCCCUCCUCUUCCUCUCUGCACCGCCCCCACCUCUUUCCUCACCGGGAAAUUCAUGGGCUGUCGUCUGAAGCUGUUCUAUGGAAAGGAGUAA